Molecule: messenger RNA, 444 nt
Organism: Ramularia collo-cygni
Lineage: Eukaryota; Fungi; Ascomycota; Dothideomycetes; Mycosphaerellales; Mycosphaerellaceae
Exons: 1
Coding region: 1-444 (147 amino acids)
Source: RefSeq, a predicted model, not a curated record
AUGUCGUUCCUCUUCCGUGGUCCUUCUCCCACCAUUACCCAUCGAGUACCCCAUGGUCGUCCCACCUGUGCAAGUCUUCCCGUCCGUCUAACAAUCUCUCGCACCGCAAAUCCCACUGACAUACUCCUGCAGCAUACCAUCCGUGUCUUCAUCGAAUGUGAUGAAGAUUUCAGCUCUUUCAAAUCUGACUGUCACUGGAACUUUGACAGAAUCGUGAGACGAGCAAAGUUAAAUACGGAACAGGCGUCGGAAUGGACUUACUCCAUCUACUUUGAGCAGGGAACUGGGGUUAUGCAGAGCGAGCCGAUCAACGAGAAGAACUGGGAGGAGUGUAGGGGAGUGCUUCUCGACCAGGCUUGUGGGUUGAAGACGGUGGCGAGAGUUGACAUUGAGUUUGAGACUCUGCCACCUUGCUUACCAGCUCUAGAGCGGAAUGGAGAGUAG